Molecule: messenger RNA, 2549 nt
Organism: Andrographis paniculata
Lineage: Eukaryota; Viridiplantae; Streptophyta; Magnoliopsida; Lamiales; Acanthaceae
Product: oligopeptide transporter 5-like
Exons: 6
Coding region: 292-2487 (731 amino acids)
Biological process (GO): transmembrane transport
Molecular function (GO): oligopeptide transmembrane transporter activity
Source: RefSeq, a predicted model, not a curated record
GGCUCUUAGUCUUAUCAUCUCAAGAUCACCUCACUGCUAAACCUCAUUCAAGAUUCACUUUCUGUUCCAUUGUUAGGACAUAAAAUCAGACACAUCACUGCCUAACCCAUACUACUGUAAGAAAUAAACUGAAUUUGAAGUUCACCCGUCGAUAAGCUUUAACCAAAAAAAAAAAAAGGACAAAAGAAAGAAAGCCUAUGGGAAUUUCUUACAUUGCCUAACUUUAUUCAUUCACUCGCUGAAUAUAAAUUUGUGGGCAGUCCUCCGCCGGCGUAUUGAAUUCCGGCACCGAUGGACCCGUCGGAGAUCAAUGAAAUAAACGACUCUCCGAUCGAGGAAGUCCGGCUGACGGUGCCGACGACGGACGACCCGACGCUGCCGUGUUUGACGUUUCGGACAUGGAUUUUAGGGAUAGUGUCGUGUGCAAUGUUGUCGUUCUUGAAUCAAUUCUUCGGGUAUCGUCAGAAUGCGCUGUCGAUAACCUCGGUGUCGGCUCAGAUUUUGGUCCUCCCGCUGGGGAAGCUCAUGGCGGCGUCCCUGCCGACGAAGGCCAUCGCCAUUCCAGGGACAAAAUGGUCAUUUUCCAUGAAUCCAGGGCCGUUCAAUUUGAAGGAGCAUUGUCUCAUCACCAUAUUCGCCAACGCAGGUACGACAGGUGUCUACGCCAUCGGCACCGUCACCAUUGUCAAGGCUUUUUACCAUCGCCGGCUUAACCCUGUGGCCGCCAUGAUUCUUACACACAGCACUCAGCUUCUCGGGUACGGCUGGGCCGGAAUAUUCCGGAAGUAUCUAGUAGAUUCCCCCUACAUGUGGUGGCCCUCCAAUCUUGUCCAGGUUUCUCUCUUCAGAGCAUUGCACGAUGUCGAAAUCAGGAAGAAAGGAGGCCUGACAAGGCUGCAAUUCUUCAUCAUCGUCCUCGUUCUCAGCUUCUCUUAUUACCUGAUCCCCAAUUAUCUCUUCCCAUCGAUUACGGCCCUCUCCGUCGCCUGUUGGAUAUGGAAAGACUCCGUCACGGCGCAGCAGAUCGGCUCCGGCCUCCACGGCUUAGGCGUCGGCUCCUUCGCGCUCGAUUGGGCAACAGUCGCCGGCUUUCUUGGCAGUCCCCUGGCAACCCCUGGAUUUGCUAUUGUCAACAUGUUGGUUGGUUUUGUAAUAAUUCUCUAUGUAGUAAUGCCGAUUGCCUAUUGGAGCAACUUCUACAACGCGAAGCGAUUCCCGAUCAUUUCCCCUCACGUGUUCGAUUCUCACGGCGCGCCGUACAACAUCUCGGCUAUCCUUAUAGAGAAAAGCUUCGAGUUUAAUCGACAGGGCUACGAUGAUUACAGCAAAGUGAAUCUCAGCAUUUUCUUUGUCCUAACUUACGGCUUGAGCUUCGCGAACUUGGCUGCUACUGUGUCGCAUGUUGCGCUCUUCUACGGCCGGACGAUUUGGCAGCAGACGAAAUCAUCGUUUCAGGACAAGUUCGGAGACGUGCACACGAGAUUGAUGAGGAAGAACUACGACCCUGUUCCUCAAUGGUGGUUCCAUAGCCUCCUGAUUUUAGUCGUUGCGAUGUCUAUGUUCGCCUGCGAAGGCUUCGGACGGCAGCUGCAGCUUCCUUACUGGGGUGUCAUUUUGUCGAUGGCUCUCGCCUUUGUCUUCACGCUUCCUGUCGGCGUCAUUACCGCCACCACCAACCAGCAAGCAGGAUUGAAUGUCAUAUCAGAGAUGAUCAUCGGCUACAUGUAUCCGGGAAAGCCUCUCGCCAACACAACGUUCAAAACCUACGGCACGAUAAGCAUGUCCCAAGCCAUUCUAUUCCUUUCCGAUUUCAAGCUCGGACAUUACAUGAAAAUCCCCCCAAAAUCGAUGUUCCUGGUUCAGCUGGUAGGAACCGUCGUAAGCUCCCUGGUCUACUUCGGCACAGCCUGGUGGCUCCUCACCACAGUCGAGAACAUCUGCGAUACGGCAAAACUCCCCGACGGGAGCCCCUGGACCUGCCCUGGCGACGACGUGUUCUACAACGCUUCCAUAAUAUGGGGCGUAGUUGGGCCUCUCCGUAUGUUCGGGAAACUUGGAUUGUACCCGGCGGUGAACUACUACUUCCUUUUUGGGCUCCUGGCGCCGGUGCCAGUCUGGUUCUUUGCGAGGAAGUACCCGGAGAAGAAAUGGAUCAGGCUGAUCAAUGUCCCGAUCCUGAUAUCGGGCACCGGAGCGAUGCCGGUGGCGAAAGCUGUGAAUUACGUGUGUUGGUUCGCCGUCGGGCUGUUCUUCAACUUGUAUGUGUAUAGGAGAUUUAAGGCCUGGUGGGCACGACACAAUUACAUCCUGUCGGCCGGCCUGGACGCCGGAGUUGCAUUCAUGGCCACAUUGUGUUAUUUCACGCUGCAGUUUAACGGCAUCGGGGGGCCGGAAUGGUGGGGGCUGGAAGUUUCCGAUCACUGCCCGCUGGCGAAUUGCCCGACGGCGCCGGGGAUACGCGUCCAGGGCUGCCCUGUUUUUAAUUAGCAUUGAUUUCGAAAUUUGAACCAAAUGUUUGACAGGGAAGUUAAGUAAAUAAUCUUAUUAUU